GUCAUCAACUUCCGAUGUCAGGGGCUCCCUGGGAGACGGAGCAGAAAAAGCGGGCAUAGCGAAAUCUUUAUUGUUUUGUAUCACGUUUAAACUUCCGAAGGCGCUGAUUUCUGGCUUACAAAGUCAAAUAACUUCAAUUUGUAGGUCAGUGAUCCGUUGGGAGUUGCAUCUAGCUCGGGAAAGUGUCUCAUUCAUUCGUCCGUAGUGUGUGUUGCAGCAGGCCUAUUCUUCUGGACUUUGCUACAAGCUAGUCGGCUAACGUUAGCAGGCUAACGAGCACGUUUUUCUUUCUGAAUCAUUCAUGUUUGUUACGUUGUAAAAUACACACCACAACGCUUUAUGCGUGUGUUGGUUAUUCGUUUUUGGUAAAUCCGUCGUGAAAUUAUCCGCUCGUCAAAGCUAAUUCGUCGAAGGUAUUUCAAGCUAACCGCUUGUGUUUAAAAGUGUAGCUCACUUUGUUGCUAGCUGAAGCUAGCCACCGCCGACUGAACAACGCAGUCCCAGAGAGCGUAACAGGCUUCCACCCAGAGAUGUCGGACUACGACGAGUUUGAGAGACAGUUGUCUGAAAACAAGCAAGCGGAAAGGGACAAAGAGAACCGCCACCACCGCCGCUCCUCGUCCCGCAGCCGCAGCAGAGAGAGGAAACGGAGGAGCAGAGACAGGGACAGACGCAGCAGGGACCGCCGUGGAGACAGUAAGGAGCGAAGACACAGGCGCAGCUCACCAUCCAGCUACCCCCAAGACAAAGCUGGAAGCCGUUCUCCUCAUCGUGAGAAGAAGAAGAAGGUGAAGAAGUACUGGGAUGUUCCUCCACCGGGUUUUGAACACAUCACUCCCAUGCAGUACAAAGCCAUGCAAGCGGCCGGACAGAUCCCAGCCACGGCCCUGCUGCCCACCAUGACCCCAGAUGGCCUGGCUGUUACCCCCACCCCAGUGCCUGUGGUGGGCAGUCAGAUGACCCGGCAGGCUCGCCGCCUCUAUGUGGGCAACAUCCCAUUUGGCAUCACAGAGGAAUCUAUGAUGGACUUUUUUAAUGCUCAGAUGCGUUUGGGGGGUCUGACUCAGGCCCCUGGGAAUCCUGUGCUUGCAGUACAGAUCAACCAGGAUAAGAACUUUGCCUUCCUGGAGUUCCGUUCGGUGGAUGAAACAACACAGGCGAUGGCCUUUGAUGGCAUCAUCUUUCAAGGCCAGAGCCUGAAAAUCCGCCGCCCGCACGAUUACCAGCCUCUGCCUGGCAUGAGCGAGAACCCCAGUGUCUAUGUGCCGGGUACACAGACAAUUAAUGGUGUGGUGUCCACAGUGGUGCCAGAUUCGGCUCACAAGCUCUUUAUAGGUGGUUUGCCAAACUACCUGAAUGAUGACCAGGUGAAGGAACUGUUGACAUCAUUUGGCCCGCUGAAGGCCUUUAAUCUGGUGAAAGACAGCGCCACAGGCCUGUCUAAAGGAUACGCUUUCUGUGAAUAUGUUGACGUCAACUUGAAUGAUCAGGCUAUUGCCGGGCUGAACGGCAUGCAGCUGGGAGACAAGAAGCUCCUGGUGCAGAGAGCCAGUGUGGGCUCCAAGAACGCCACUCUGACAACCAUAAACCAGACGCCUGUGACGCUGCAGGUACCGGGUCUGAACAGCUCUGUGACUCAGAUGGGUGGCCUGCCCACCGAAGUGCUGUGUCUGAUGAACAUGGUGGCCCCAGAGGAGCUCCUGGAUGACGAAGAAUAUGAGGAGAUCGUGGAAGACGUGAGGGAGGAGUGCAGCAAGUACGGCCAAGUCAAGAGCAUCGAGAUCCCUCGCCCUGUGGACGGCCUGGAGGUGCCCGGGACCGGCAAGAUCUUUGUGGAGUUUACUUCAGUUUUUGACUCCCAGAAGGCCAUGCAGGGGCUGACAGGAAGGAAGUUUGCCAACAGGGUGGUCGUGACAAAAUACUGCGAUCCAGAUGCUUAUCACCGCCGGGACUUCUGGUAGAUGGGGUGGUGGGUAACUGUUUGGGGGGCGGGGGGAGGGACGGUAAUGUUAUGUAAAUUGCCCAUUUCCAGACCAGCCCUGGGAGUAAUUCGGUUGAGCAACAUUUCAGGUAGAUCUUUGACUUUUAAUCAUUUGACGAAUGACUUCUGUGAUAUUCAGUUUAUUGUUUCAGAUCUACAUGACAUGUCCAGCUGUUAAAACCUAUAUUUGUGAUCGUGAGGGAUGAAGGUCGGGGUUUAUAAUGAAUGCAUAACAGAGCUAGGUUUGGGUAAUAGUUGUGUAGCUGGGUGGGUGGGGAAGGCCAUGAGGAUUUUUGAGAAAUGUGUGUAUUAAAAAAGGGCCAGGGGUGGGGUUUACAGUUUCUUUUCUUUUUAUACUUUGUCCGACCUGAGUGUCUGCUUUGAGAGAAAGUUGGAAGGGAGGGGAACUCCUUACUUUAAAGGUUUGUAUUUAAAGCCUGUUUUAAAUAAAUUCAAAAGGAGCUGCCGUACAGAACGACAAGACAAUUCUGACUGAAAAGAGUAGAGGAGAAAAAAGUAUGGAGUAUGCGUUUGUGAAAGGGAGAGGAAGCAGAAGAAGAAGGGCAUUUUCAGUUGAUUUAAUGUAGAUACACGGUAGCUGUAAGAACAUCCACUUGUUUGUCAUCAGCGAUGGAGAGGAAAAUUGUUUUAUUUCUGUUAUCUCUUUGUGUUCCUUCGUUUAAUCACUCUGCUGCCCCUCCGUCUGAUUGGACUCUGAUUGUCAGCUGUAAUCGUUCUGAUAUGUGCGUAGCUUCUCUGAUUCGAGCUGUAAUGUCACCUUGUAUUCAGUCUGCAAAGUAACACAAACUGCUGAAAGAAAAAUUUCAAUGAUUCCAUUUGCAUUUUCUUUCUUUUUCUUCCUGUAACUUUUCAUGCCCAGGUUUUGUUUUGUGAACUGCUCUUUAUAUUUUGACCCUGAUUCAGAAUAAGACAACAGAGAAAACAAAAAGCAGAUUUCUAUUCAGUGAAUGAGGAGGGGAUACAUCUCAUCUUUUACCAGCAGGCCUUAACGUUAUUAAAUCAAUUUGCUUUGGAGAGAAAUUUGGCUUGCCUCUCUUUCAGUGAUGUCUGUACUUUCAUACGUGUCACAAUCUUGUACCCUGGACAGCUCGGUUUUCUUCUUGGAUGUUAAAUGUGUUGGAUCCAGUACGUUUUUGUGCAACAUCUCACCUUCUUUGACAAGACCAAAUAAACACAUGACUAAAAUCCCACGACUCAUGUUGUCCUGCAAAAUGAAACCAAAUUCAGCCGUUUUAUGUCUGUCAGCAGAUUUAUCAAAUUAAUGCAUUUAUUGGCCAACACUGGCCUGUUCCAUAACAUUUGGACUCUGUACAGAUGAAUCAGGCCUGUUUCUGCUGCAGUCAGGAUGUUGCAACAUGCUGUAUGCCCCAACCAACUCAUUUCUACCACUCCCUCAGUCCUUUCACUUUUAUUCCUGAAGGACCACGUUUCACACUGUCUGGGCUUGAUGAUAAAACUUUCAUUUCAAAUUCACGGCUCCGCGAGAUGGCGCUUAAGAGUGUGGCAGAAAUAACACUUUUGAAAUGUUACUCCUUACUUUUUCAAAGUCUUCUGUGUCUGUGUCGAUUUCAUUUUUUUUUCCUCUGAAAACAAACGUGAUUUCUUAAAUGAUUUAAACCUAUUAAAAAAAGCAGCAUCUAGUUUGUACAAGCAGUCUUUUGUUUGUCCAGUUUGUUUCCAAAUGUUGAUUAAAAGCUGAAUUUACAUGA
Molecule: messenger RNA, 3711 nt
Organism: Poeciliopsis prolifica (blackstripe livebearer)
Lineage: Eukaryota; Metazoa; Chordata; Actinopteri; Cyprinodontiformes; Poeciliidae
Gene: u2af2a
Product: U2 small nuclear RNA auxiliary factor 2a
Exons: 12
Coding region: 531-1961 (476 amino acids)
Biological process (GO): mRNA processing
Cellular component (GO): nucleus; U2AF complex; commitment complex
Molecular function (GO): pre-mRNA 3'-splice site binding; poly-pyrimidine tract binding
Source: RefSeq, a predicted model, not a curated record